Molecule: messenger RNA, 1165 nt
Organism: Cynocephalus volans (Philippine flying lemur)
Lineage: Eukaryota; Metazoa; Chordata; Mammalia; Dermoptera; Cynocephalidae
Gene: LYZ
Product: lysozyme
Exons: 4
Coding region: 10-453 (147 amino acids)
Biological process (GO): defense response to Gram-positive bacterium; defense response to Gram-negative bacterium
Molecular function (GO): lysozyme activity
Source: RefSeq, a predicted model, not a curated record
CCAGUCAACAUGAAGGCUCUGCUUCUUUUGGGGCUUCUCCUCCUUUCUGUCACUGUCCAGGGCAAGAUCUUUGAAAGGUGCGAGUUGGCCAAAGCUAUGAAAAGACUUGGAAUGGAUAGAUACAGAGGAAUCAGCCUGGCAAACUGGAUGUGUUUGGCCAAAUGGGAGAGUAGUUAUAACACACGCGCUACAAACUACAAUCCUGGAGACCAAAGCACUGAUUAUGGGAUAUUUCAGAUCAAUAGCCACUACUGGUGUAACGAUGGCAAAACCCCAAGAGCAGUUAACUCCUGUGGCAUAUCCUGCAGCGUUUUGCUGCGAGAUGACAUCACUCAAGCUGUAGAAUGUGCAAAGAAGAUUGUCCGUGAUCAAGGCAUUACAGCAUGGGUGGCAUGGAGAAAUCAUUGUCAAAACCAAGAUGUCUCUCAGUAUGUUCGGGGAUGUGGAGUGUAACUGUGGAGUUUUCUUUCUUCAGCUCAUUUCAUCUCUUUUUCACACUAAGGGAUUAGUAGUUAAGUGAAAGGUCACACUACCAUUGUUUCCCCUUCAAACAAAUAACAUUUUUACAGAAGCAGGAGCAAAAUAUGGUCUUUCUUUGAAGAGGCUUAUUGUUCACUAUGUGUUUAUUAUUUGAUAUUAAGCUUACACCAUUUUUCAGUUGUAGCAUUCGGCACUAAUGCUGGUAAAAAUUCAUCUAAAACCUUGGUUACCAAAUACAUCUCUGGUACACGCAGAAAAAAAAUCCAGAUUUAAUCUUGAAUGAUAUGAGUACUCCCCAAUAUUAGAUAAAAAUAUAACAAAAGACUAUCUUAAAACAAACUGACCUUAGGAAAAAUCGCAGAUGUGUAGGAAUCUGAUGCCUUUACGUUGUUCAGUCAUCGCCCAAAACUAAAAAUAACCACUCUUUUUGGGGCAAUAUAAAACUUUUAAAGGAGCAGAAUGCCAAAUGGCUAAAAAUGGAGAUUGCCUGAAUUAAGAAUUUUGUUUUCAUAAAGUGUGUUCCUCACUAAAUUGCUGUUCCUUAAUUUUAUUAACUUAGAUUCGCCCAUUAUCACUAAAUCUGAGGCAGAUGAGCUUGCAAGUAUUGAAAUAAUUACUAAUUAACUACAGGUGUGAAAUUAUGCAUGCUUAAAAAAUACAUUCUCAUUAAAGACUUUGCAAUGCA